AUGCAGUCCGAAUCGGGAAUAGUUCCCGACUUCGAGGUUGGAGAGGAGUUUCAAGAGGAGCCGAAAACGUAUUACGAACUGAAGAGUCAACCCUUGAAAAACAGCAGCCCGUCGGACCAGCACGGCUCCUCCAAGCCCCCGCUGAGCUCCUCGGCCAUGACAUCACGCAUCCUGCUGCGGCAACAGCUGAUGCGUGAGCAGCUUCAGGAGCAGGAGCGGCGGGAGCAGCAGAGACAACAGGCCUCGCAGUACCCACAAACCACCGCGGCCCAGACCCCUGCCAUCAAUGUCAGCGUCCCGGCCGGCUUACCGCCAGCUGCACAGGUGCCAAUGGAGGUGCUCAAGGUCCAGACUCACCUGGAGAACCCAACCAAAUACCACAUCCAGCGCUCCCAGCAGCAGCAGGUGAAGAGGUACCUGGGGAAGCUUGGCUCUCAGGUGUUGAGCUUGCCCUGCCCCAACCAGUCCUCUGACCACGGGGGCAUGCCGCCAGGGCCAGGCAACAGCGCCCCCAAUAGCCCUAUGGCCUUACUGACCUUGAAUGCUAACUGCGAGAAAGAGAUGGAUGAUGUCAUUGAUGACAUUAUUAGUCUGGAGUCCAGUUACAGUGACGAUAUCCUCGGCCUCAUGGAUCCAGGACUUCAGAUGGCUAACACGAUCCCCGUGCCUGCUAAUCUCAUGGACAUGUAUGGUAAUCAGGGUAUGUCUCAGCAAGGUCUCCCCAUCAGCAACUCCUGCCCAGCCAACCUGCCCAACAUCAAAAGGGAAUACUCUGUUUCACAAUCCCCAGCCAUCAUGCAUAUGCUGGAUAAGUCUGGAUCCUGUGGCAAAUUUGACAACUAUCAAAGGCCUGAAGGAUUCCCUGUGGAAGCUGAGGUAAGAGCUAUGGCAAAGGAAAGGCAGAAGAAGGACAACCACAAUUUGAUUGAGAGAAGACGGCGGUUUAACAUCAAUGAUCGAAUCAAGGAAUUGGGGACUUUAAUUCCAAAAUCCAAUGACCCGGACAUGCGCUGGAACAAAGGCACCAUCCUGAAGGCAUCAGUGGACUACAUCAGGAAGCUACAGCGGGAGCAGCAGAGGGCCAAGGAGCUGGAGAAUCGCCAGAAGAAGCUCGAGCAUGCCAAUCGACAUCUGAUGUUGAGGAUACAGGAGUUAGAGAUGCAGGCACGGGCUCACGGUCUGGCCAUCGCAUCCUCAGCACUCUGCUCUGCUGAACUCGGGGCCCGGACCAUCAAGCAGGAGACCGCUCUGGAGGACUGUCACCAGGACCUGUACACGCUCCACCCCCAUCACCAACACCACCCCGCCUGCACUCCAGAACCACCCGGCACCCUGGAGCUAAACGAAGGCCACUCUAACUUCCCCGAGGGCCACUACAGCGUUCACAGCAAGCCGGGCUCCAAACUCAACGACAUCCUCAUGGAAGACACCUUAUCACCGGUGAGAGGGGGGGACCCUUUGCUCUCGUCCGUCUCCCCGGACGCCUCGAAGGACAGCAGUCGCAAGAGCAGUGUAAGCAUGGAUGAGAAUGAGCAGGGCUGUUAGCACCCCCUACUGGAAGACAUCUCGUCUGCAUCUCCAACCCCUCCACCCUGCUGUCAGUAGCUAACACACUCCAAGCUGCUGGAGAGGCU
This is a messenger RNA of Chelmon rostratus (copperband butterflyfish), 1634 nucleotides long. Its product is annotated as microphthalmia-associated transcription factor-like. Gene Ontology annotation, cellular component: nucleus. NCBI's taxonomy places the organism in Eukaryota, Metazoa, Chordata, Actinopteri, Chaetodontiformes, Chaetodontidae. The record is from RefSeq and is a predicted model, not a curated record. Gene Ontology annotation, biological process: regulation of transcription by RNA polymerase II; melanocyte differentiation. The transcript has 10 exons. Gene Ontology annotation, molecular function: RNA polymerase II cis-regulatory region sequence-specific DNA binding; DNA-binding transcription factor activity, RNA polymerase II-specific; protein dimerization activity. Bases 1 to 1545 code for a protein of 514 amino acids.